Molecule: messenger RNA, 174 nt
Organism: Pochonia chlamydosporia 170
Lineage: Eukaryota; Fungi; Ascomycota; Sordariomycetes; Hypocreales; Clavicipitaceae
Exons: 1
Coding region: 1-174 (57 amino acids)
Source: RefSeq, a predicted model, not a curated record
AUGAGACUUUACCCUCUGUUUGUCCUGGCCAGCUCGAGCCUGUUAUUUACCAGCUGUCGUUAUGGUAAGGAAGCAAGGAGACGGGACGAAUCCGUCGUCACGGUCAUAUGUGAUUCAGCCAAGAAGCACGGUGUUUUUCUGCCCUGGCCAAGUUGCACUGGGAAAGCUACAUAG